Molecule: messenger RNA, 1031 nt
Organism: Numida meleagris (helmeted guineafowl)
Lineage: Eukaryota; Metazoa; Chordata; Aves; Galliformes; Numididae
Gene: NELFE
Product: negative elongation factor complex member E
Exons: 10
Coding region: 62-1015 (317 amino acids)
Biological process (GO): negative regulation of transcription elongation by RNA polymerase II
Cellular component (GO): NELF complex
Molecular function (GO): RNA binding
Source: RefSeq, a predicted model, not a curated record
GGCCGUUGCUAGGGAGACCAGACCCCACAGAGCACCCCUCCGGGAUCCCCCAGGCCCAACCAUGUUGACGCUACCGCCGGGGCUGACGGAGGAAGAGGAGGCCCUACAGAAGCGUUUCGCCAAACUGCGCAAAAAGAAAAAGGCGCUGCUGGCGCUGAAGAAGCAGCAGAGUAACACUGGGCCCAGCAGUCAGGGGGGCAUCAAGCGCUCCAUGUCGGACCAGCCCCCGGUGGACACCGCCAUGGCCACCGAGCAGGCCAAGCUGCUGGUGAAGUCUGGCGCCAUCAGUGCCAUCAAGGCCGAGACCAAGAACUCGGGCUUCAAGCGCUCUCGCACGCUGGAGGGGAAGUUGAAGGACCCCGAGAAGGGCCCAGCCCCCACCUUCCAGCCCUUCCAGCGCAGCGUCUCGGCCGACGACGACACCCCUGAGUCACGGCGACCGCAGAGAAAAUCACUCUAUGAGAGCUUCAUCAGUGCCAGCGAGCGUCUGCGGGAGCCUGAAGCCGGGGGGGGGCGCGGGGACCCCCCAGAGCGGGGGGAGCGUGAGCGCCGCUUGGACUGGGAGCAGGAGCCGGAGCCCGAGGAGCGGGGGGGCCGCGAGCGCGAGGCGGCCUUCAGGCGUAGGGGGGGUUCCGACUCGUUCCCUGAGCGCCCCUCCCCGCGGAAGGGCAACACGCUGUACGUGCACGGCGCGGAGCUGAGCCCCGAGCUGCUGCGCAGCGCCUUCGCGCCCUUCGGUGCCAUCAUCGACCUCUCGCUGGACAGCCCGCGCAACUGCGCCUUUGUCACCUAUGAGAAAAUGGAAUCAGCGGACCAAGCCAUGGCCGAGCUGAACGGUGCCGUGGUGCAGGACGUGCAGCUCCGUGUCAGCAUCGCCCGCAAACAGCCGCUGCUCGAUGCCGCCACCGGGAAAUCGCUGUGGGGGUCCCUGGCGGUGAAGAACAGCGCCAAGGGCUCGCACCGCGACAAGCGGGCGCAGGUGGUGUACAACGAGGACCUGUUCGGGGGCCAAUAAAGGUUUAUUGCACACA